AAAACUUGUAGUCGCCGUUGAACUUGGAAGAGGAAGAAGAAGAUUAAUUAAUUGUGGUGGGUGCACCAAAGGGAUGAAAAUUGGGGGUAUAGGGUUCUUGGCAGCAGUAAAUUGAAUUUGUCGAAACAACGUUGUUUGGUGAAAGAUGGGAAUCCUCACGAAGGCGUAUUGUCAGUACAACAACAUCCCCUUUCACCCUUAUUAUUACAGACCUUCCAACCUUCACAACCCUAUUUCUCUCUUCGCCAUCACAUCUCCAUCCAUUUCACCUACAGAACCUUCUUCUCCUCCUAGUAGUGGUUACAAACCACAACAACAACAAAUCCAGUUCGGCGGCCACUUGAUAAUUCCCGCCGUGGCAGUCGCAGCUUCGGCUUGGUUCUUCCUUCGUCUCCACCACCGAUACCCUCCAAUCAUCACCGCCGCUCCUAUGGAUCUCGAAUUGGAGGAAGAAGGUGAGAUCAAAGAGCUCCCUUUGCAGCGCAAGCCGGGUCAUGUGAAAGCUCUCCACUUUUACAAAACGAAGCCAGGUACCGUCUUCAAACUGAUCCAAGUGUACGCCAAUGGUAACUACGAAUCCUUGAAAGCCCGGAUUCGCCUGUCCGCGGAGUGGCUGGAAAGGGCGAGGAGAGAGCUGGAGGAGGUGGUGGAGAGAGACCCGGGUCGGGUCAUGGAGUAUUCGCAGGUGGUCGACGAGCUGAUGGAUCUUCUCAAGGAUAUGGAGGUUUACGUGGAUCAAUGCGAAAAGGACAAGGUUAAGGGUUACCUUACUUCUUGCAAUCGGUUGCUUGCCCGUGUCAGGAAAAUGGAAGCUCGGAUUCUCAAUGCCCUCCAAGAGUUUCACGAUGAUGAUGAUGAACCUGGAGGAGGACACCACUAGCUUUACCAAGGAGGACCCUCUCACUCUUGUCAUUUCAUUUGCUUUUUUUUUUUUUGCUUUGCUUCUAUGAAUGAAUCUCUGUAGGAUGGUAAACAGGUCGAACUCUCUCUCUCUCUCUCUCUCUCUCUCUCUCUCUCUCAAGUUUUUUUAAAAAAAUAAUAAUUUAUGUGUCUGUGAGAACAAAUAGUUACAUCGUCUUUCUCCUAGCUGUAUCAGAUAUUUCAUUGCUAUUCAUUUGGCUUACAAUCUGAA
Molecule: messenger RNA, 1132 nt
Organism: Brassica oleracea var. oleracea
Lineage: Eukaryota; Viridiplantae; Streptophyta; Magnoliopsida; Brassicales; Brassicaceae
Exons: 1
Coding region: 146-880 (244 amino acids)
Source: RefSeq, a predicted model, not a curated record